UUAAGGUACCAACCGCUAGGGAGGAUGGCUUCCAGCUACAGGAAGUCAACCGCGGCGUCCUCCGCCAGCCAGAAGAGAAAGGUGGGUCCCAAGCCGGAGCUCACUGAAGAUCAGAAGCAAGAAGUGCGGGAAGCCUUCGACCUCUUCGAUGCCGACGGAAGUGGGACCAUCGAUGUGAAGGAGCUGAAGGUGGCCAUGAGGGCGCUGGGCUUCGAACCCAGGAAAGAAGAGAUGAAGAAAAUGAUCUCGGAGGUGGACAAGGAGGGCACGGGGAAGAUCAGCUUCAACGACUUCCUGGCUGUGAUGACGCAGAAGAUGGCCGAGAAGGACACCAAGGAGGAAAUCCUCAAGGCCUUCAGGCUCUUCGAUGACGACGAAACGGGCAAGAUCUCCUUCAAAAACCUGAAGCGCGUGGCCACGGAGCUGGGGGAGAACCUGACGGACGAGGAGCUGCAGGAGAUGAUCGACGAGGCGGACCGCGACGGCGACGGCGAGGUCAACGAGGACGAGUUCCUCAAGAUCAUGAAGAAGACCAACCUCUACUGA
This is a messenger RNA of Dipodomys ordii (Ord's kangaroo rat), 546 nucleotides long. It is a transcript of the gene Cetn1, whose product is annotated as centrin, EF-hand protein, 1. The transcript has a single exon. Lineage: Eukaryota; Metazoa; Chordata; Mammalia; Rodentia; Heteromyidae. Gene Ontology annotation, cellular component: centrosome; centriole. Gene Ontology annotation, biological process: mitotic cell cycle; centriole replication; nucleotide-excision repair. The coding region runs from base 25 to 546 and encodes 173 amino acids. Gene Ontology annotation, molecular function: calcium ion binding. The record is from RefSeq and is a predicted model, not a curated record.